AUGACUGCCAUUCUUGCCAGGCAGAAUCUAAUUCGGGCUCUUCUUUUGCGUAAGGUUGCUCAUAUUGUUCUUGUAAUUCUCUCUCCAAUUUCAAGCACAGGACCCAAGAUUUCUUUGUACCAGGUUGCAUGCAUAAUGGCAGGGACAGUGUACUUGAGAACCAAUCGGUUUGAGGUUAAACUCGAAGGCAUUACCUUCAAAACAAAAGAAUUUGAAUCUCUAUGCGCCAUGGAUUUUCUUUUCCCAAAGGGCAAGGUUUGGCAUCAACCACCGGUUGUUGGCCUCGAUGUUAUGCGCCACCCUCGUGAUCCAAACAUCAUUCUGGUGUUCUUGUGCUUCGGAACUGGUUGUGUGAUCCUCAGGUUUUGUUCUGGGGAUACAUUGCCUGAUCCGAUCCUCAAAUUUCUCACUGAUCAAAGGAUUCAAUUUGUGGGUUUUGGAAUUCCAGAGAAGAAAGAUUUGUUCCCAUUUGAAGAAUUGGGAUUGAAAAAAUGUAAAACAGACAUAGGUUACUUGGCAGCUAAGCAUCUUAGCGAUCCAAAACUUGAAAGAUGCGAGCUAGCAGAGCUGGCGCAGGCAGUUCUCAGGAUUAAAAGAAUGGUGGGACUAACCAAGGGGUCGUCUUUCGAGAGACAUGAACAGAUCAAGGGUGAAAUUUGCCAACUUUUUAUCUCUACUGUGAUCGCCAUGACAUUGUUGGGUCACGGUACCAGGAAAACGACAGAGGAAUCUCCUAAAAAAAGCUCAUUUUUGAAGAAUUUGAAUUCUCUGCCAUGGUUGAAUGAAGGAUGGUUCAAAAUAUCUAAAGGAAAGAAAGGGGAUACUCCCGGUGACAAUUCCAAUAGAGAAGCAGUUUCUCCAACGGAAAAACUAAUUAAAGGAAUUUUGAAAAGUCCAUCUACAGAAUUCCAGGGUUGUAAUAUAUCUUCUCCCAAGCUUGGUUCCCCUCCAUCAACAGCUAAGGAGCAACAUACAACGACAGGUCCAAAUCUGAAAAGAGCUAACUCAAAGGGCCACAACGUAUCCUUCAAGUCAUCUACUGAAAGGGAUGACUCUAAAAUUAACUUAACUGAAAGAAGAUUCAUUUAUUAA
Molecule: messenger RNA, 1092 nt
Organism: Ilex paraguariensis (yerba mate)
Lineage: Eukaryota; Viridiplantae; Streptophyta; Magnoliopsida; Aquifoliales; Aquifoliaceae
Source: the annotation of a GenBank genome assembly